AUGAGUACGGGUAUCAUCGCGACGCUACAGGAUCCUGAGAAACGCAAAAUGUGGCUGGCCAACAACAUGGACAACAUACGCUUCUGGGGUAUCUUCUGCCUGGUGGGCUUGGUAUUGUUCUAUGUCUCCUCCGAUUGGGACUUUUCAGUGCUCCUUACGAUCAGCUCUAUGAUAAGUAUGUUCUCGUUUUUAAUGGUAGUAGUGAAAAUAGAAACGUCCAAAUCGGUCAGUGGAGUUUCACUGAAGAUGUUCGAAUGCUAUACACUAGUCAGCGUUUGCAGGCUAGGGUCCAUCAUCCCUUUUGACGGAUACCUUCCCUACGACCGUUCCGGAGAUUGGCUAUAUCGACUAACAGAGGUUAUCAGUCUUUGUCUAGCAAGCACUGUUGU
Molecule: messenger RNA, 389 nt
Organism: Perkinsus marinus ATCC 50983
Lineage: Eukaryota; Perkinsozoa; Perkinsida; Perkinsidae
Exons: 4
Source: RefSeq, a predicted model, not a curated record